UGUAUUUGGUGAGAGAGGAAUGGAGCAGGAGAGUGAGAGAGUGAGAGAGAGAUAGUGAUAGUGAGUCAGCGAGCUUUAUCUCGGGGUCAACAGUAACUGAUCACGUCAGUGUUGGAGGAAGGAGAACAGAUUGAUUUGUGAGAUACAGUCCGCAGCCUUUCAUUUGCUUUGUCCAGAUUCCUCUGUUCAUUAACAGCGGCUGUGAUGACAAGACAGAGACAAAAAGAGGAGGGGGAAGCAGAUCUGGAGAGGAAGGAGGAUUGCUUGUGUUGUGCAAUCGUUGUUAGUUCACACUACUGAACUAAUUGAGAGCUGCAGAGAGAAGGGAGACUGGACAUCUCUAGUGUACUAAACUCAGGUUCUAAAAAAAGUAUGUUACCAUGGGGACCAAACGUCCCAGUCUGACUCCCUUUGAUACAUUUGAUCCAUCCAAUCAAAGCGCUUCCUACCGGAACCCUCAGCCAAUCAGCCAGAUCUGCCGCGAAACAAGUCCCAGACCUGGAACUGUGGCCCGGACAGACAGAGAGAGGGAGAGGAUCCGAGAGGAGGAAUGGAGGAGAGAAAGAGAAAUGGAGAGAUUGAAGGACAAAACAAGAAAUAGAAGAAAAGAGAUGGAACCCGGACCAAGAGAGAGGAACAGAGAGAAGGAGUGUGCCCUCAUAUUCAGAGGAAGGGAGGAGGAAAGGGAAUGGAGAGAGAGAGAAAGGGGGGGAGCGGGAGAGAGACGUGCCAAUGGAAGACCUACUUCAAAUCUGGAGAUCAGGAACCACAGAGACAUAGAAAAGGAGAGAAAGAAAGGAGACACGUUUCCUAGAAUUAUAAAACAUAGCAAAGAGAGAGACAGAAGAAUGAGUGCAUUUGUGGAGGAAGAUGUGGGGAAAGAAGGAAUGAGACAAUUGGAGAGAUCGAAGGGAACAGAGAUGGACGACUGGGAGAGAGAACGAGAGACAGCAGCAAAGAUACAGCGGUAUCGAGAUGCAGAGUGGGACUUCCAAAGCCACAGAGAGAGGGAGAGGGAGAAGGAGAGAAUCAGGGCACAGGAGGACAGAGAGAAGAAUGGAGGAAAGCCCAUGGAGGAUAAGACCGUGAGACGGAGGGAGAGAGCGAGGGAAGCAGAGACAGAUUUCAGAGAGAGGAGAAGAGAGAGGGAUUCAAAGGGUAAUGACCUAUGGAGCAAAAGAGAGAGGUAUAUGGAUGGAGAGAGAGAGAGGUAUAUGGAUGGAGAGAGAGAGAGGUCAAAACUCUGGCAGGGAGAAAGAGAGGAUGGAAGAAGAGAGGGAGAUUCACAGAACUAUUCGGAUAGAGAGGGCAGGGGUGGAAGGAGGGAAGGAAAUACCGAGGGACAGAGGGACACUAGGAGUGAGGGAGACAGUGAUGGAGAGAAGAGGAACGAGAGAGUGAGAGAUGACAACAGAAGAGAACUGAAACAUCUGCACAGUAAAAGUGAGGGGGACACUGAGGGGAACGCAGCAUGGGAUAGAGUGAGGGAGAAAGAGAAGGAGAGACAGAAAUGGAGAGGGGGUGAGAUAUACAGAAAGAGGGAUGGAAGGAAAGAUGCUUAUAGACAGAGAGUUAGGGAAGGGGACAGGGAUGGAAGGAGAGAUGCUUAUAGACAGAGAGUUGGGGAAGGGGACAGGGAUGGAAAGAGUGACAUGGAGAGAUACAGAGAGAGGGACAGGAGAAAAGUGAGGGAAGUGGAGAGAGAGAGGGAUGAUGUGAGAGAAGGGGGCAGGCGAGAGGACAGACCAAGGGAAAGGAGGGACCUAGAGAAAGUGAGGGUGGGAACACAGCCCAAUGUAACAGGAGAGAGAGGGAAGAGGAUGGAUGGAGAGAGAUUCAGAGAGAGGGAGAGAUAUUCCAAGGGGGAGGAUGAAGAGAGGAGGUGCAGGGAGAAGAGGGACAGAGAGACAGAUCUCAAAAGGGAGGGAGGAGCAGACGGAGCUAGUCGUUCGCUGAGAGAGACAGAUCUCAAAAGGGAGGGAGGAGCAGAUGGAGCUAGUCGUUCGCUGAGAGAGACCGAUCUCAAAAGGGAGGGAGGAGCAGACGGAGCUAGUCGUUCGCUGAGAGAGACAGAUCCCAAAAGGGAGGGAGGAGCAGAUGGAGCUAGUCGUUCGCUGAGAGAGACAGAUCCCAAAAGGGAGGGAGGAGCAGAUGGAGCUAGUCGUUCGCUGAGAGAGACAGAUCCCAAAAGGGAGGGAGGAGCAGACGGAGCUAGUCGUUCGCUGAGAGAGACAGAUCCCAAAAGGGAGGGAGGAGCAGACGGAGCUAGUCGUUCGCUGAGAGAGACAGAUCCCAAAAGGGAGGGAGGAGCAGACGGAGCUAGUCGUUCGCUGAGAGAGACAGAUCUCAAAAGGGAGGGAGGAGCAGACGCAGCUAGUCGUUCGCUGAGCGAGACAGCCCCAAGGGUGCCACCACGAGUCCAGAGCAGCGGAGAAUGGAGCAGUGACAUAGAGAGGGAAAGACAAUGGAGAAGAGGAAGAGAAAGUCAUGAAGAGAAGGAGUCAGAGGGAGAGAAGGAUGUGGACAGGGGGCAGAGAGACUGUAGUGAAAGAGAGAGACCAGAUAGAGUGAGGGGGAGAGAAGAAGGAAAGGAAGAGACGAUACCAAAGCGCCCUGAGCAGAGGAGGAUGUGGUUAGUACCACAGAAGGUCAGAUAUAACAAAGACUCCUCUUUAGAGGAUGAUGUUAUAGAGCGAGAAAGAGAUAGGCACACUAACAGAUGGAGAGAGAGAAGUGAAGAAGAGGACAGAUCCGUGGAACAAAGGACAGGCAGAGAUAAAGAGAGGAAGACAGAGGGAGAAGGACAAGAGGACAGGUCGGUGGAACAAAGAAAGUCCAUAGACGAAGAGAGAGAAGCUGAGAGGGAGGGAGGGAGGGAGAGGUAUUUGGAGAGAGGGUUAAAUGUAGAUGAAGACGAUGAGACAGAAGCCUGGAGGAGUUAUAGCAGAGGAGAGGAACACCAGACUUACAGCGAUGGAGAGAGAGAGGAACGCUGGCAGAGGGACAGGGAGACGGAGAGAGAGAAUGUGACAGAUAACACAGAAGGUGACAGAGAGGAAGAAGGAGGAAGUGAUAGAUAUACACUCUUCGAGAGCGAUGGAGGAAGUGAUAGAGAGUGGGAAGGAGGGAGGGAUAGAAUCCCUUCCUCUGAGGACGGCUUUAUCACUGUGUCCAGUGGUGGAGAAGAGGAGUUUGAGGACUGCAAGGAAUUCUUGGAAGUUGGGGUUGCUAUUCAUGUUACCAAGCAACCUGUUAGCUUUCAGGGGAGCGAGGGAGAGAUGAAGAGAGGUGGAGGGAGAAGACAUGAAAGAGAGAGAGAAAGAACAGAAGAGAGGACAGAGCAAAAAGAUGAUGCAGUGGUGGGAGAGGUGAAUGAUGGAAAGGGGAAGAAACCACCCACCUAUGUAUUCUGUGUGAUUGGACAAACACUGCCCAGGUCAAAACCCAAUCAGACAGCAGUCUUGGGUGACAUGGAAUCAGAGCAGACCAAUCAAAAUCCUGGAUAUGGUCAUAGGGACAGUGAUGACAUCACACACCUCCCUCAUGAGAACCCUUCCAGAGAUGGAGACCAAGGGGCAGAGGAUGAGAGAAAAAUAGUGAGGGAUGAGAUCCAUGUGCCAAAGGAGGAGAGAACAGACACAGAAGAGAGCUCCAUAGUGGACGUCAGUCACACCACCCUAGAACGAGAGAGCGGAGAACGACUGAAGGUCAUGGAGGAGAACCCAUACGCUGAGAUAGAGCGAAGGAGGAACUCUGAGACUGAAAAACUCCUCAAAGAGUGGAGAGAAAGACAUGAAGAGUACACAGAAACAAGAGAGAGGGACCCAACAGACAGGAGGAGGACAGAACCAGAGAUAGGUCCAUCUUCACAUCCCAGUGGAGAAUACCACCACCAUGGGAUCCCUGUAGUUGACCAAGCCACCUCUGACCAGGAUGACCCUGGAGUGAUGAGCCCAGAGGAAGCUGUGGCCACCCAAAUCUGUAUAAGGGGAGCCUGGAGCACAGAAGAGGAGGCCAAGCGCCACUCCCAGGCCUCACACAUGAAGUGGGCCAAGAACGUAUUGAGCGAGAUCCUUGGCAGCUCGGAGGAACCAGCCCUCGGCAACCCCCAGCCAGAGUCACAGGGAGGUCAAGAGGUCAGCCAGACUACGAGAGGGACCGAGAGGGUAGAAGAGGAGCUAGAGGAAGAAAAGGAUGAGACGCUAGAGGGGGGAGGAGCCUCACCCGUCUACGCCACGGUUCAGAAGAGGAAGAAGCGUGGGAGGAAGUCGGUGGAGGAGAGGCUGGCUGAAUGGGAGGCAGAGCCAGGGAAGCUGGAGGAUGAGAGAGGUACAGGGGAGAAACUAGCAGACGUGCAUGCUGAGGCUUUCACAACUAUGCUUGGUGAUGGCAAACCCAUAGACAUGCAUGCUGCCCUUACCCUACACAAUACUCAUGGUGACACACCUACAGACACACAGGGAGAGGAGGUGGAGGGUAACAAUGUGUGUGCGGACAGACAAACAGACAGUCAUAUACAUAUCCAGGUAGAGAUGGUGACAGAGGUUGAGGGUGAGAUGGAGAAAGGGGUCGAAGUUGGGGACGAGGUUCAUAUACUGGAUGCAGAGAAAGAAGCGAAUUCCCAGAAAGAGGAAGAUCUGUUUCUCUCUGUGAGCAACACCCUGUACAAACCAACCAGCUGCCCCAGCCUUAUAUACAACCCUGAUUCAGAACAACCUAUCACCACCAUAGAGGAAAAGACAGAGGAAGAAGGGGAGAAAGAGAGGACUGUGGGAGAGGGGGAAGAGAAUAGUGUGGUAGAGAGGAAGCAGGAAAGGAGCAUAGAAGAUGGGACCGAGGACAGGGGGAAAGUGGGAGAGGCGACUGAGGAAAGGAAAGUGGAAAGGGAGGAGGAGAAGAGGGUAGGAGGGGAAGAGGAGAGGAUGAGGGAGGGCAAGGAAGAGAGUAAAAAAACGGGGGGAGGGGGGGUGAAGAGCACUUGUAGCUUCCAAGAUUUGGGCACCGAUGUUCGGUAUAGGAGGCGGGGGUUCCGCAAGACAACAGAAAGAAGAAACGAGGAAGAAGAAGAAGGAAGAGGAGAUGCGAGGGAUCGCAGAACAAGAAUCUUCCAGGCGUCAGAUGAGGAGGAGGAGGAGGUGAGCUUCAACUGGGGAGACGUGGACCUGAGGAAUGUCACGGAUACCAUCAGAAUGGCUAGGAGGAACUCCAAAUUUUACAAUUCCCAGCUCUACCAGGAGUACAGUGAGACAGCUCAGAACAGGGAGAUCCUCAGCCAGUCUUGCUCUGACGCCCUCUCCAUCUACGAGGAGCUCCCUGUCCCCCUGGCCCCCUCGCUCCCUCCGGCUCGCAGGCCCUUACCCUGUCUCCCCCCAGUCAUCCACCCCCACUCUCUGUCCCACUCUGGCUCUACCUCCAGUGGCACCAGUGCCAAGUUCCUACCCGUACCACAGCCGCCCCAGCCCCCCCCGGCCAGGCCUUCCUCUCCCCGCCUCUCCACCUCCCUCACCCAGUCCCCCAGCCUGUGGCAGGAGAUCCCUGAGGUCAGGAACAGUGCUGCGUUUGGGGAGCUGACUAACGACCAGAGACGCCUGCAGGAGGUGCAGUUUGAGGUUGUAACUUCAGAAGCGUCGUACUGUCGUAGUCUGGAUAUUGUGGUGGAUCACUUUGUCAAGUCUAAGCAGCUCGGGGAGCUGUUGACUACUCAGGACAGGAGCUGGCUGUUCUCCAGGCUGGCUGAUGUCCGAGCAAUCAGCCACAGUUUUCUGUCGAAGCUGGAAGAGAGGGUAGAAUCUGAUAUGAUGCACUUCACCGUGUGUGACAUCAUCGUUCGCCACUGUCAACGCUUCAAGAAGGUCUACGUGCCCUACCUCACCAACCAAUCAUAUCAGGAUGCCACUUACCAGAGACUCAUGGAUGAGAACCAAGGGUUCAGGCGGGUAGUGGAGAAGUUGGAACGCAGUCCAGUGUGUCAGCGCCUUCCUCUUCGCUCCUUCCUCAUCCUCCCCUUCCAGAGGAUCACACGAAUCAAACUCCUUGUGCAGAACAUUGUGAAGAGAACAGCCCAAGGCACAGAGGAGGAGGUCCAGGCCAUCAAAGCUAUGAAGCUACUGGAGAGGUUGAUCCAGGAGAGCAAUGACAGUAUUACUCAGAUGAAGAGCAUUGAGUCACUUGUCUCUCUCAGUGCCAGAGUGGACUUUGAAUGCAGGACUCUCCCCCUGGUCAGUCAGUCUCGUAGACUGGUGAGAGAGGGACCGGUGACUGAGAUGAUGGAUUUCUCUCUGAAGGAGACAGAGAGGAGUGUCUACCUUCACCUCUUCAAUGACUACCUGCUGCUGUCGCUGAACAAAGAAGGGGGCAGGUUCACGGUGAUAGACCAUGCUCCGGUGUCAGAACUGCGAGCUGAGAACUGUCGGGUCAAACUGCACUCUCUACAGAAGAACCUUUUCCGCCUCCACCUUAACAAGAAAGCCCUGCUACUUAGCACCGACACACAAGGUGAUAAACUGCGUUGGAUCUCAGCUGUCUCCAGGCCCCAUCCUGUUAUUGACUACUCUGCAGAACAAGACUUCACACAGAUGCAGUGCGUCCGAGCCUUCGUUGCCCACCAACCAGAUGAGCUGUCCCUGGAGAAGGCUGAGGUCAUUCUCGUCCACCAGCAGAGCAGCGACGGUUGGGUGGAGGGGACCAGGCUGUCAGACAGACACAGAGGAUGGACUCCUGAGUCCCAUUUGGAAACCAUAGCCAGCCUCAGGGUCCGACAGCGCAACCUGCUGGAUGCUCUAAAGAUUACCACAGCCACGGCUGCAGUAUGACAAACCAUCCACUGUCUGACUGCGCUGGGGGAAUCCUAGUCACUGUGUAUCAAUGUGGUGGAGUUACUGUGGACCUGUGGAUUUGGACAGUGGAUGAAACAUAGUGUUUCAGACUGGAGUUGUCCUUCCCGGCCUCAGCCUGCUUAUUGGGGAUGAAUGGCUUUAGGGGGAGUGCCUUAGAUGGGGGUGCCUUAGAGAGAGGCACUGGACUGACAUGAAUACCUGUAACACUUACAGGAGUGUCAACGUAAAUUAUUGGAAGGGUUUUGGAGGUGUCUGGGAGUGUCUAGGGUAGCCUUGUAAAUCAAACCUUGCGAAUGAAUGCCGAUGGACUGUUACAGGAUGUAUUGGAAAUCAGCCAUCUAAGAACAUCAGUGGAUUGAGGACCUGUGGCCCCGGAGAAGGACAGAAGUUUCUCCAUAACUACUUUACUUGGGGACUUUAAAAAGACAUGGUAUGGGGCCUCCCGAGUGGCGCAGCGGUCUAAGGCCGCUACAGGUCACUACAGACCUGGGUUCGAUCCCAGGCUCUGUCACAGCCGGCCGCGACCCGGGAGACCCAUGAGGCGGCAUACAAUUGGCCCAGCGUCGUCCAGGUUAGGGGAAGGUUUGGCCGGCUGGGAUGUCCUCGUCCCAUUGUGCUCUAGUGACUCCUGCACGCUGACUUCGUUUGCCAAUUGUACAGUGUUUCCUCCACAUUGGCUGGCUUCUGGGUUAAGCAAGCAGUUUUGGAAGACGCCUGGCUCUCGACCUCUCCCGAGUCCGUACAGGAGUUGCAGCGAUGAGACAAGACUGUAACUACCAAUUGGAUAUCACAAAAAAGGGGUAAAAAGUACAAAAACAAAACAUGGUAUGAUACACCUUGGCAGAGUUUUGCAAUAGAGGUUAUUGUAUUUGAACAAAAUGUUUCUACAUAUUCAGGGAAAUUUAUUAUUUGUGUAUAUUACAAAGAUUUAAUAAAUGACUUUUAUGGGGGGUACUUAUUGGUUGACGGCUCAAAUUGAAUAGUUCCGCUGCUCUAUGUUCACUACAUACUUCAGGAUAAGACUGCCAUCGUUGAAGUCGUUUGUGGUCUAAAUGAGGGGUGUUGUACAAAACAAAUGAAUCAGCGACUUGAUCAUCUUUAACCAAUCAGAGUAUCAAAGCCAAUGACAAAUGUUUUAAACGCCCCUUUACUGACGUGUCCUCUGGAUCUGGCCCAACCCAUUGGUUUCUGGGACCAAUCAGAAUGGUUAGAAUGUGUUUGCUUUCUAGAAAUCGUCAGGGAGGUACUCAGAUUCAGAUCCGGAGAAGAAACUAAUGUCUGUGGGCAUGGCGUAGCAUUUGGCUGGAGAAAAGAGUUUGAGUAGCCUGGCAAGGAUACUUAAUCCCAUUUGAGAUACAGAAGACUAUGAGAUAAAGAGAGGUUGCAUGCACAUUGUUAAGAAUGUUGAAAGGGCUGUAAGUGCAAUACAUUUCCAGGACUGUAUGUAGCCUACACAAUAUCAUUUUAUGAAAAAGAUGUGCAAUGAUCAAAAUAAGCAGUUCUGUCUGUGUUGAGGAGACUGAGAAAGUAUGCUUUGGAAAUAAAUGACGAUACUCAUGAAUAUUA
Molecule: messenger RNA, 8402 nt
Organism: Oncorhynchus nerka (sockeye salmon)
Lineage: Eukaryota; Metazoa; Chordata; Actinopteri; Salmoniformes; Salmonidae
Product: trichohyalin-like
Exons: 16
Coding region: 381-6812 (2143 amino acids)
Biological process (GO): intracellular signal transduction; activation of GTPase activity
Cellular component (GO): nucleus; cytoplasm
Molecular function (GO): guanyl-nucleotide exchange factor activity; protein binding
Source: RefSeq, a predicted model, not a curated record